This is a messenger RNA of Acyrthosiphon pisum (pea aphid), 5014 nucleotides long. RefSeq names its product zinc finger protein MEP-1 (gene MEP-1). The coding region runs from base 1203 to 4523 and encodes 1106 amino acids. Gene Ontology annotation, cellular component: nucleus. The transcript is spliced from 9 exons. Lineage: Eukaryota; Metazoa; Arthropoda; Insecta; Hemiptera; Aphididae. The record is from RefSeq and is a predicted model, not a curated record. Gene Ontology annotation, biological process: positive regulation of transcription by RNA polymerase II.
UUGACUGCCUUAUGCUUUAUUGCUGUUUACAUAUUUUUUAUGGUUCUUUAUUAUUUUUUUAUACAUUUUCCUCUGCUAUGACCAACAUUGACGCAUUUUGUUUAUUUGGGGCUAACAUUUUUGAAAACUUUCCGUUCCAAUAGUGUAGUUACGAUCGAUAUAAUUAUAGUAUGUAGGUGUAGCAUGGGAUUAGGACUAGUCGAUUUUGUAGUCAAUCAAAGGCACGCGUGUCGUGAAAAAAGGAUCGUAACCCUCCCAGCUGGGUACCGAGUACCACCGGGUGUUUAGUGACUAGUAGCGUUACGGCGGUUUCGGUUGUCCGCGGCGGCAAUAAUUUUCAAUAUUUCCGAUCCGCGGGUUUUUCCUUCCGUUCCGACAUACACCGUGCUCACUGCAGGCUGUAGCUCUCUGACCGCUGCCCCGUUCCUCGUUCGUUCGGCAGUAUAGUACUAUAGUACGUUCCCGGUCGGUUCUCCGCCACUUCCUUUUUCCUGCGCUACGUCAUAGAAAUUCGUGAUCACGUGACCGGCAGCGCCAUCUUGCUUGAUUUUGGUAUUUUUGUUGGCUCCCUGUUGGUAAUGCUCUGAUCGCUCGGCUCUACUACUAUUUCAUACGGCGGGCAACGUUACUUACUAUAUCUAUAUCGUACCAGUGUACUACAACUACUACAACUACCAAAAGGCUUUCCCCCAGUUUGCGUGACGUGUGGCUUUGUGUUUGUGUGCGUACGUACUUGUAAUAACGUCUUGCACCCGUUAGGACAGACGUUAAUCGACAUCGUGAAGUUUUCGUUUUUUAAUAUUUAUAUCAUAUAUAGAGGUACCUACCUGAGGUAUUGUAUUUUUUUUUUAAAUUUUUUUUUACCGUUCAAGAGAUAGUGUUUGUUGUUAUUACAAAAGGUGCGUGACAAUGAUUUCCGCGAUCGUCGAUCCGUACGCGCGCGUUUAUUCGAAAACAAAAAUGUGAUUUGAGUUACGACAAACGCUACAGUACAUGAAGCGAACAGCAGUGCGUCGUCAUCGGUCCUCUCGCCGCUGCGGCCUCGUUCGUGCGGCGCGUAAACAACUCCGUCGGAUAACAACCGCCACACGGAGGGCCACUUUACCCCUUCGUCGUUCAUAUAUUUAAUACACCUCUCCUCCAUCGAUCGAUCGGCGAUCGCAUUAUAACAUUCAUUUUCAUUCGCUUAACUAUUCAAUGAAAUGGCAGACACAGAAAUUGAACAAAUAACUGAAACGGAUUUAAGUGUCAAAUUAAAUGGUAAUAUUCGUGAAAAUACUGAACAGCUUAAACAAUCGAUUGAUUCACAAAAAACCAAUAAAAUGAUUGAUAAGAAUGAACAGAACCAUGGUUCUAGUUUAAAUUCUGAUAAAAGUCUUAUAGAAAGUAGAAAAUCUUUAUCGAAUUGUAGUAAUAACGGUGAAGAUGAUUACUGUGAAAUAAAUGAUGAAGAUAAUGAUAGUGAAGAUGAACAUCAAAUUAAUAAUACAGACUGUAAAUCAGAUAAUAGUAUUAUAGAAGAUGAUCAGACUCUUGACAGUGAAAAUGCAACUAUAAAUAGUGACGAUUUGUGUGAUCCAGAAAACAGUUAUAAUGGUACCAAAGAAAUAAAUAGCAAUGACAAUGAAGAACAAAUGGAAGUCGAUGAUACAGUCGAUGAACAAAAAACAGAAGAUGAUGAACAAAUGGAUGAUGAAGAUGAAGAUGACGACGAAGAAGAUGAAAUAAUUGAUCAAAACGAUACUGAAAGUAGGUCAAAUGAGAUAAAAAAAUCAUUAGAAGAUUCUAGAAUUAAUCUUGAUAAAUCUGUGACUAUAGUUAAAGUUCCAGAUCCAAAGCAAAAUUCUGGUAGUAGUGGUAAAAAAAAAAUGAAAAGUUUACCUGACAUAACUUUAACUCCACGUAGAAGUACACGGAAUUUAAACAAACUCAAAAGUUUUAGUGAUAAAGACGAAGAGAAGAAAGAUAGUGUAAUAGUAGAUGACAACACUAAAAUUUUACCUCAGAAAUCACCAAUGAUAACCAAACCAAUUGUUGUUAAUGACACUAAAAAAUUGGUGGAAAUAGCUGCUGGAACAAAACAAAAAAGUAAUAAAAAAGAACCGACCUUAGUUAUCAUUGAUACUAACAUGUUAACAGGACGAAGUAACUUACCUAUUGCGGUGUCUGUGCAAUCAAAUACUCCAAAUAAUGCAAUGAAUGUCACUCAAACCGUUAGUAAAUCGAUUCAAAAUUCCUAUAAUCGAGUACAACACUCGCAAACUACAAUCAAGCCUUUCAUAUUAACUACUACACCAACUCCUGUUACAGUACCUACAAAUGUUCCGAAACCUCCAAUUAUAUUACCAACGCUAACUGAUGAUAUGUUUGUUGUUGAAGCUCCGUCUUUUAUUGUGCCUUAUGUCUAUGAAAAGCCACCAAAAAAACCAUUAAAAGAAUUUGUUGAAAAAAUCGUAAAAAUAAAAGUUGCUAAAGAAGAUGAAGACGAAAAUCAAUGUGAUGAAUCUUUAGAUAAGAAAAACGAAAAUAACCAGAAAGAAAAGAGUAAUAAAAAAUCGGAAACUAAUGAAAAUAUGGAUGUUGAUGAGUCAGAAAAUGAAGUGUCUGGUUGCGAAAAAAAAACAGAUGGUUGUAAAGAAAAUAGUCCUAAAAAUAAUGAAAAUGGUGAUGAGAAAAUGUUAGAUGAAUCAGAAAGUACUAAAAAAGAUGAUUCAAUUUCCAAAAAUUUGUCUGAAUCAACAGAUUUAAAAAAAAGCAAUAGCAUUACCGAUCUCACUGUUGACUCUGAUGAAAAGAAAACUGAUGUUGUUAAACCAAAGAUUCAAAGUCCCAACUACUUUGAAAAUCCAUUAGGUAAGUUUUUCAUGCAAAUAGGUGUAAACCUUGUUCAAGAGCAUGUUCAACUUGAUCUAUUACGUACUCAGAGAAGAAAAAGAGAUCGCGAAGGUGAUAAAUGUCCCCAAGAAGUUCACAUGGCUAUUAGUUCUUUAAUUAAAACUUUAGAGUUUAGUAAAGAGAAUAAUGAUCCAUUCCAAUUUGGUUUAAAAAAAUGUGAACUAUGUAAUUUUAAAUCCGAAUCAAGUUUAGUAAUGGCUCAUCAUUUAGAGACUCCACAUAUGACAGCCAAUUACUGCUAUAGAUGUAAUUUUUGUACUUUCCAAGUACGCAGUCCUCAUGAAAUAUUACAACACAUGGAUACACAUAAUAUUAGAGGGCGCUUAGAAAGAGGUCCAGCUUUACAUCAAUGUCCAAGUUGUCCAUUUGAAGAUAGUUAUAAGGGUAAAUUAACAAGACAUUUGAUUUCUUGUUCGAAAAAAUAUCGACCGGAAAUCAAUCAGGCACCUCCAUUAGAUUGGGAACCUCCAGCAAAAAUACCCAGGGUAUUGCGAAAUAAACCUUCAAUGAGUCCUGGUAAUGCUGUUUACCAAGCAGCUAUGUCUGGAUUUAAACAAUUUCCCAAUCCUAAUAUGUUGCAAUUACAACAGCAACAAUAUAAUAAAAUGGUUCUUGCUUCUGGUGUUAGAGCUCGUGGCCGUACUGUUUUACCAGGACAGCGGUUUCCAGGAAUGGUGCCUUCCUUUCCAACUACACUGCCAAAUCAAACUUCUGGAGGAAUUUUGCUUAAGAAUACUAGUAUCAAACCAAUCAAUCAACCAAUUAUUGUCCCUACAUCAUAUUCAAUGAGCAAUCACACAUAUCAGCAAAAUUCAAAUAGUAGUAAAUCUGUUCAACAGCCAAGUAUAUCUAUAACACCUCUGCCUCGAUCAUUUCCAUCAAAUAGCACACAGUCAGCUUUUGUGUCUACCAUAUCUAAAUCCAAGCCCCAACAAACUCAGUCGUCAUCCACUUCAACUAAUAGUAGCAACAAACCAACUUUUGUAAUAUGUGAAAUAUGUGAUGGCUACAUUAAAGACCUAGAACAAUUGCGUAACCAUAUGCAGUGGAUACAUAAAGUGAAAAUUCAUCCAAAGAUGAUUUAUAAUCGACCACCGCUUAACUGUCAAAAGUGUCAGUUUAGAUUUUUUACUGAUCAAGGUCUUGAAAGACAUUUACUAGGAUCACAUGGUUUGGUCACAUCUAGUAUGCAGGAAGCUGCUAACAAGGGCAAAGAUGGUGGAAGAUGUCCAGUAUGUGGUAGAGUUUAUCAAUGGAAGUUGUUAAACCAUGUAAGCCGUGACCACUCUAUAUCAUUAAAGCCAGCGCAUUUAUCUUACAAAUGUACUGUUUGCACUGCAACAUUUGGCAUGUAUAAACAGUUUGAAAACCAUGUAUAUUCAGCACACAGUAAUGUAGCUAAAAACUCGAACAAGAAACCUCUUGGUAAUCAACCUAUAGCUUCUUCGUCUUCUUCAUCAACUUCUAUAACAUCUUCGCCAAAGCCAUUAAAAAUAAAUGACGAAAUUACCAUAAUACCACAACCACCUAAGAUUCAAAAUUUGUCUGUUAAAAGUAGUAAUAGUAAUAAACAAGUUACAUCAGCUGGAAAACAAAGUUCAACUCUGACAGCAAAGGCCAAAGUGUAAAUGAAAAAUAAUAUGAAGAUAUUUGAUUUUUAGUUUUGAAGAACACAAAAAAUAUCAAAGAUUGUUGGCUUACCCAGUUUACUCAAGAUAUUUUUAAUUUUGUUAACAUAUUAUCAGGUCACAAGAAUGACAGGUAACAUAAUUCUAUUCGAAUUUAAGAAUUCGCCAAUUAUAAUUUUUAUAAAUAUAAUGAAUAUUAUUAUUGUUGAUUUCAAAAUUGUAUUCUGUUUUUUGAUUACGACGAACAGUGUGUAGACUUAUAUUUAAUUAUAUUUUACCGAAAUGUAAUCUAUGAAUAUACAAUUUGUUAUAAAUAUUACUAAUUAGAAAUAAUUUUAUAUUAACGUUAUUCCCAGAAUAUUAUGUAUAUUGUACCAUCUAUCCAUGACUGUAAAUAACAGUAUGUUUAUUUUCUCAGUGGAGGUGUAUCUAUUAUUUUUGUAUAUCAAACAAUCAAUUACACACUUUAUUUAAGUUGUUCCCAUCCUUUA